Molecule: messenger RNA, 2681 nt
Organism: Linum tenue
Lineage: Eukaryota; Viridiplantae; Streptophyta; Magnoliopsida; Malpighiales; Linaceae
Source: the annotation of a GenBank genome assembly
AUGCCUAACUUUUGCUUGGAUCGAAAUUGGGUUGGGCCAAAAUUUGUCCACACUUCUCCUGCCGUUCACUUGCGGCCCAAUGGGCCCAUGUACAAGCCCAAAACUGGGUCGUCUAAGGAAUUUGUCUCUCCUCUGCGCGCCGCUGAUUCUUCUUCUUCUUCUUCCUCUCACUCUCGCUCGAUAGAGAAAAACACCGGAGUAAAGGAGUACACCCGGCGGCGCAAAACCUCUCCACAGAUGGCCUUAAGAGGUGUUUGGCAGCUGAGAAAGCUGAUUGUGAGUUACUCUGAUUGGGGUGGAAGUAGCAGGGGCAUCAGGGCAUUCAUGGAGAAGCACCUUCCAUCGUUCAAAGAGGCGAAUCCCCAUCUGAAUGUGGAAACUGAGCUCAUUCGAGGCCAACACCCCCACUUGAAGGCCUUUUACAAGAACAACAAUGAGCGCGUGGUAUGCGUGAGGAACAUGACUCCAGAAGAAGUACUGCUGCAUGCUACCCGGUUGAGAAAUGCCUUGGGGAGGAAGGUGGUGAAACUGAAGACGAGGCACGUGACCAAACACCCGAGUGUGCAAGGUACAUGGACGACUGAUGUGAAGAUGAGAAUUGAGAACUCUUUUAAUUUUAAGGAUAACAAUAUGAACCUUUCUGUUCUGCAGAAAAUCAUGACCGCUGUAAAUGCUGAGCUAGCCCGAUCAAUUGGAGCAUCCAUGAGCUCAUCUUCAACCAAACUCGACAUCUCACGUCGAGCUGUGGAUAGAUGUACUUUUAGCCCUUCCUUCAAGGGACGCUCGCUUCAAGCAGUAGAAGUUACUGGUGCAGCUAAAGACAGAGUCUUUGCAAUGGGAAAUGAAAGUGGGAGCAGUGGGUCUAUCAGCGGGCUGACUUACAAGGAUGCCGGUGUUGAUAUCGAUGCUGGGUCGGAACUGGUGAGGAGGAUUGCUAAGAUGGCUCCUGGAAUUGGUGGUUUCGGCGGUCUUUUCCCUCUCGGGGAUUCAUAUCUUGUUGCCGGUACAGAUGGUGUGGGUACUAAAUUAAAACUUGCUUUUGAGACAGGAAUCCAUGACACUAUCGGCAUUGAUUUGGUUGCAAUGAGUGUCAAUGAUAUAGUCACUUCAGGUGCAAAACCACUCUUCUUCCUUGAUUACUUUGCAACUAGUCAUCUUGAUGUCGACCUGGCCGAAAAGGUUAUUAGAGGCAUUGUGGAUGGCUGCCAACAAUCUGACUGUGCACUGUUGGGAGGAGAGACUGCAGAGAUGCCAGAUUUCUAUGCAGAGGGUGAAUAUGAUCUCAGUGGUUUUGCAGUCGGUAUAGUUAAGAAGGAGUCGGUCAUUGAUGGGAAGAACAUUGUAGCUGGGGAUGUUUUGAUUGGAUUACCAUCUAGUGGAGUCCAUUCCAAUGGAUUUUCACUUGUCAGAAGGGUUAUAGAUCGAAGUGGUCUUUCUCUGAAGGACCAACUUCCUGGAAAGGACCUUACAUUAGGCGAGGCUCUAAUGGCCCCUACUGUUAUAUAUGUCAAGCAGGUGCUGGACAUAAUCGGCAAAGGAGGUGUAAAAGGCAUAGCCCACAUUACAGGAGGUGGGUUUACGGAUAACAUACCGAGAGUAUUCCCCAAAGGUCUUGGAGCUGCUAUUUACAACAACUCCUGGGAAGUCCCACCCGUCUUUAAAUGGAUCCAAGAGGCUGGAAACAUAGAAGAUGCCGAGAUGAGAAGAACAUUCAACAUGGGCAUCGGGAUGGUCAUAGUGGUGACUAAGGAAGUAGGAAGAAGAAUUAUCGAGGAUGGACAACACAAGGCGUGCCUAAUUGGCGAGGUCGUGGGGACCGAAGGAGUGAGCUAUCUAUAGCCGACAGAUCGAUGGUAUCUUCCUUUGGAGUGGUUCCUGAUACGAAAUCAGAUAUCUACAAGUUGCAGGCUGUUUAUGUGCUUUGCUUGUACCAGGGUGAAUCCUCAAUGAUGGGUAGCUAGAUCUCCUUCACAUAAAAUUUUGCCCUUUUCUCAUUCCCUCCGUAACUCAAUGCGAUAACAUGUCUUGAGGUGGAGAAUGCUGUACCAGAGGUCAUACCGAAUAACUUAGCGGAAUAAUAUUCUAGUGGUACAACCGUGGUUCAAUACGUUGUAAUAUUGUUGUUUCCUCUGUUUACUUUUCCCGACAAUUCAUCACGCUCUAUAUGGCAGGAUGUAGCCAAAGCCUAAGAUUUGCAGCCAAAAGGGAGAAGAAGCUGUACCAUUUUUUUGUAAUUAACACAAGACAACAUCAAUAGGGUACACUAAGGAACACCUGAAACAUCCUAAAGCUUACCAAACCAGAUUUUACAAAGUAAAGAUGUCUUCAAAAAUGGUGAGAUCCCAGAUCGUUCUACACUGAUUGCUGCUUUCCCACGAGGACAUAAAUGGCGUAUAUCAUACCAGGAAGGUAGCCAAACAUCGUCAGCAACAAGUCUAUCCAGAAUUCCACCCCGCAUCCAAAACGGAGAAAGACGCCGACUGGCGGUACCAAAAUGGCCAAUAUCACCUCGAUUAAUAUCAUUGAACCCAUUCUCCCGUUCUUCCUAUGUUGUGUGUUCUUGGUUAAGGAGAAGGAUUUUGUGCUGAUAAAUUUUGUUAGGGGAAUGUACAAGAAGAUGGAGGGUAGGAAGGAAUGAUAGAGAGAUGGAGGGGAGGGAGAGGAAAAGAUAGCCAAAACCC